AUGUCAUCCAACGUUGAACGUGGCCAAGAUGCUCGUCUGAGGGGGAAUGCUUUCUAUAAAGCUUACCAAUUUAGUAAUGCCAUUAAAGCCUACAAAGUAGCUGCAGCACUGACCCCAUCGGACCCGGCACCCCUAUCGAACCUUUCUGCGGUCACUUUUGAGACAGGAGAUUAUGAGAAAAGCGUACAAUUUAGUACCGAUGCUCUAGCUCUCUUGGCAGAAGAACCUGAUGACGAUCCUCGAAAGCAAAAGCUGCUUACUCGUUUAACGAAGGCCAAACGAUACCAAUCCGAACCUGACGACUCUAUUCCAAAACAAUCACUUCGGGAUACCACUUUGUACUUGCCGAGAUAUAGGCCUAGCUUGACUAACGACAGGGCUUACUACCCUAUUGGCCACGAUGAUCCAGAGUCGCUGUACCGACCAGCUCUUGAAAGAACCACAAAGGACGCCAAAGUUGUGUCGUUUAUGUUCUGCGGGGUAGGCGAUGCUCGUAACAUGCUGCAAACCAUACUAGAAUAUAGUCCGGACCCUAUGAAGCCUUACAACUCUCGCAAGGCUGAUCAGAAGCUUCAUAUGACUAUUCUGGAUGUCAGCCAAGCUAUAAUCGCACGAGACUUGAUCUUGUUUGCCCUCUUGGAUGAUAUCUCUCUGAUCAUGUCAAUGCCUGAUGAGGAGAAGCUCAGGCCCGACAACGGAAAUCCCUACACUAUCAUCGAGACACUCGAUACAAUAUCAUAUUUUUAUAUGGCUUCAGUUAUGCCUGCUUAUGCUUGGAACCGAAUUCGAGGAAUCAUUCAGCGACUCCUGGAUGCCUUUGACAACUCUAAGCAACCGAUAUCUUGGGUUCACAUUCCUCCCGCGGCCCAGGCUGCUGUCCGACCUAGUCUUGAAGCUUGGAAACGAGGGCCAACUGAGUGCUAUUCAACUAAAAUCUUUCGCGAGGCCACACAAGAAGGUUACCUCCAAACAAGGAUGGGCGUAAUGAGCAUGUCCGGAGGCAUGGACCUAGAAUCACAAUUAUCAUUUUCCCACCUCAAGUUCGAUCAACGUGCCUUCAAAGACAUGGCAAUCGUCUUACCUGACGAUGAUUUGCUAGCCCAACACGAUCCCCAGGUAGUGGCAAUCAUCGAGGCCUAUCGAAAGAAGGUCAAAGGUGCCCAGGAGCGUUUAUCUUCGCACAUUGACAAAACUUGGAAACCCAACAUCACCCUGGUCGACGUUGUGUUUGAGAGCGAAAACACCAAGCCUGGAUGUCAACCGCGCCCAGACUUGGGUAUUUCACCCUUUCAAGUCCUCGGGAGCCUUAUGAAAGACACUGCGCAGGCACCAGCAGUACUCGGACUAGAGACUCUCAUCAUGGUUGCAGAAAAUUAUUUUAUGACAAUGGGAGGAGCUAUUGCUAGUCUUCGCGACUGCAUGAUGGUAGAGGUUUGCGUUGGAGAGAUGGCCGAUCGCCUCGAACGAAUACAAUACCAAAUCCUUGACCGACCCACGGAAACCAAAUCUAAUGAUUUCUUGUUGUCCUCAAAGUGGCCGCAUAAAUAUCACAUGAUCCACAUGAGCAAUGUCCCUGAUUACGUGGGUGGUCCUUUCACCGCCUUCCUAUACGCUCACUGGAUUUCAAAUUUGAUCGACUCAAUCUUGUCGGGCGUGAUCACCACCAAUGCCCGUCCACCAUCGCGAGUGGUCCUCACAACAGGAGACGUCGACACAGCGCACCCGACACAAUCUUUCUGCACAAAACCAUGGCUCAUGGAGUUUGCAACCCUGAUCGGACUAUGGCGCUCGAUCUUACCCGUCGGAAUUGUCGUCCCUUCCGCCGUUCCUCGUGUAGAUGAUAUUAUGCAGUACACCGUUAAGUUUCCUGGCUUGAAGAUCUGGGAUGCUCGAGCCCCACACUCGAUGCUAGUAUUCCACAAUGAACAGAAAUUCGGAGAGUUGCCUAAAAAAUUACGAUCAAUUCUUAUCAAUGAUAUAAACGAUAAUAAUUCCAAGUCAAAAGCCCUCAAAGAUUGUGUACGUUGUAUGAGCACAUUCCGAUGGAGUUUUAAAGCCGAGGAAGCUACAUUUUGGAUAUCAAAAGAUGCCUUUGAAGAGAUGAAAGAAUGGGUCGUUUCUGUAUGGAGAACUGAUUCAUGGGAGCAGGAGGGUAAGGGAGUGAAGUUGGGAAAGUCAGUUGUUAAAACAAAGUGUUGGGGAGAAUGGGAAGAUUCACUGAUCACGAUGUAG
Messenger RNA from Melampsora larici-populina 98AG31, 2232 nucleotides. RefSeq lists its product as uncharacterized. The record is from RefSeq and is a predicted model, not a curated record. The transcript is spliced from 5 exons. Gene Ontology annotation, molecular function: protein binding. Bases 1 to 2232 code for a protein of 743 amino acids. NCBI's taxonomy places the organism in Eukaryota, Fungi, Basidiomycota, Pucciniomycetes, Pucciniales, Melampsoraceae.